CUGUCUGAGACGUUCACGUGAUUUUUUUUUCUCCCAGCGUGCCGAACCGAGCUAACGACACUUCUCACCGCGACGCUUUUGUUUUGAAAAGCUCCGGUGGAAGCUCUCCCAGAAACACCAUCAUGGCCGCCGAGUGCGAUGUGCUGUCUGAGAUCGAGGUGCUGCAGUCGAUCUAUGUGGACGAGCUGCUGGUCCACAGGGGGGAGGACGGGGGCUGGGAGGUGAGCCUGGUCCUGUACCCGUCCACAGCCGAGGACUCCGUCUCCCAGUUCGUCCGACUCACCCUGACCUUGACCCUCGACCAGCAGUAUCCGUCGUCUUCUCCGGCCAUCUCCAUCCACAACCCCCGAGGUCUCUCCGACGACAAGCUGAGCAGUGUCCAGAAGUGUCUUCAGCUGGAGGCUCAGUCCUGUCUGGGUUCACCUGUGUUGUAUCAGCUCAUUGAGAAAGCAAAAGAAAUCCUGACUGAAAGCAACAUUCCUCAUGGAAACUGUGUCAUCUGCCUGUACGGCUUUAAGGAGGACGAGACGUUCACCAAGACGAGCUGCUACCACUACUUCCACUGCCACUGCCUCGGCCGCUACGUCCGCCACUCUGAGAGCGAGCUCCGGCAGAGAGAGAAGGAGCUGGAGGAGGACAAGACCAGAGACCGGACGGACGAUCAGGAGCUGACUGUGGUGUGUCCGGUGUGCAGAGAGCCUCUAACGUACGACGCCGACCUGCUGCUGUCCUCCCCGGCGCCCCAGCUGCCCGAGCUCGACGAAGCAGCGAUCGGUUCGCAGUUCCAGCAGAAGUGGUUUGAACUCCAGAAGCUUCUGGAGAGGCAGAGGUCUAAAGGCGGGAUCAUCGACCCGGAGGAGGAGUCCAAUCGUUUCCUCAUCCACAUCAACGAG
Molecule: messenger RNA, 893 nt
Organism: Morone saxatilis (striped sea-bass)
Lineage: Eukaryota; Metazoa; Chordata; Actinopteri; Moronidae
Gene: rnf25
Product: ring finger protein 25
Biological process (GO): protein ubiquitination
Cellular component (GO): nucleus
Molecular function (GO): ubiquitin protein ligase activity; protein binding
Source: RefSeq, a predicted model, not a curated record